UCUAUUCUUAUUAACUAGAUUCUCUUCUUUGCUUUAUGCUGGUGCUUGAACAUUUGUUCAGCUCCCCUUAUGCUGCAUUUGAGGGGAAGUAAAUCCGUGGGCAGAGCUGGGCUAUGAUGAGGAUGUAUCCGAGAGUCUGCAGAUGUGAGAAGGUGCUCCUGUGAAGCAAGAAAAUGGAAACUUUUUGCUGAGUAUCCACGACGUAUCAGGCGCUUUUCUGAAAUAUUUAAUUACAUUUAAGACUCUAAGAAUCUCUCAAGAAAACAUCACAGACACUCUUUACACAAUGUGGCUUCUUAAGACUCAAGGACCACCCACCUUACUAGUCUACGAUGGCAAAGGCAAAAAUGGGUAUUCAAACAUCACAGCUUCCAUUCUGUUAUUAAUCAUUCUGUAGACAUGUGCUCCCACUAUAGGAAGUGAACUGCACUAAGGGGGAAAGUUCCAGCGGCCCCCAAACCAACAGCACUCUUGUCUCUCCCCCUAAGAGAGAAGGCAUCACUAUGGCAUUUCACAGCUGCUCUUUGAUCCUCUUGGCAAUUACCUGGUGCACUUCUGCCUAUGGGCCUGACCAACGAGCCCAGAAGAAAGGGGACAUUAUCCUUGGGGGGCUCUUUCCUAUUCAUUUUGGAGUAGCAGCCAAAGAUCAAGAUCUAAAGUCAAGGCCGGAGUCUGUGGAAUGUAUCAGGUACAAUUUCCGCGGGUUUCGUUGGUUACAAGCAAUGAUAUUUGCCAUCGAGGAAAUAAACAGCAGUCCAGCCCUUCUUCCCAACAUGACACUGGGAUACAGAAUAUUUGACACUUGCAACACCGUUUCUAAAGCCUUGGAGGCCACUCUGAGUUUUGUGGCACAGAAUAAAAUUGAUUCUCUGAACCUUGACGAGUUCUGCAACUGCUCAGAGCAUAUCCCCUCUACUAUCGCUGUGGUGGGAGCAACUGGCUCGGGCAUCUCCACGGCUGUGGCAAACCUGCUGGGCCUCUUCUACAUCCCCCAGGUCAGCUAUGCCUCCUCCAGCAGACUCCUCAGCAAUAAGAAUCAGUUCAAGUCCUUCCUCCGUACCAUCCCCAAUGAUGAACACCAGGCCACUGCCAUGGCAGACAUUAUUGAGUAUUUCCGCUGGAACUGGGUGGGCACUAUUGCAGCUGAUGAUGACUAUGGCCGGCCAGGGAUUGAGAAGUUCCGAGAGGAAGCAGAGGAGAGGGACAUCUGCAUCGACUUCAGUGAACUCAUCUCCCAGUACUCUGAUGAGGAAGAGAUUCAGCAAGUGGUAGAGGUGAUCCAGAAUUCCACAGCCAAAGUCAUUGUUGUUUUCUCCAGUGGCCCAGACCUUGAACCCCUCAUCAAGGAGAUCGUCCGACGAAAUAUCACAGGAAGGAUCUGGCUGGCCAGUGAGGCCUGGGCCAGCUCUUCCUUGAUUGCCAUGCCCGAGUACUUCCAUGUGGUUGGAGGUACCAUUGGAUUCGCUUUGAAGGCUGGGCAGAUCCCAGGUUUCCGGGAAUUCCUGCAGAAAGUCCAUCCCAGAAAGUCUGUCCACAACGGUUUUGCCAAGGAGUUUUGGGAAGAAACAUUUAACUGCCACCUCCAAGAAGGUGCUAAAGGGCCUUUAUCCAUGGACACUUUCCUGAGAGGUCACGAAGAAGGUGGUGGCAGGAUAAGCAACAGCUCCACUGCCUUCCGACCUCUUUGUACAGGGGAUGAGAACAUCAGCAGUGUGGAGACCCCUUAUAUGGAUUAUACACACUUACGGAUAUCCUACAAUGUCUACUUAGCAGUCUAUUCCAUUGCUCAUGCCCUGCAAGAUAUAUAUACAUGCUUACCUGGGAGAGGGCUCUUCACCAACGGUUCCUGUGCUGAUAUUAAGAAGGUUGAGGCUUGGCAGGUCUUGAAGCACCUACGGCACCUAAACUUUACCAACAAUAUGGGGGAGCAAGUGACUUUCGAUGAAUGUGGUGACCUGAUGGGGAACUAUUCCAUCAUCAACUGGCACCUCUCUCCAGAGGAUGGCUCCAUAGUGUUUAAGGAAGUCGGAUAUUACAAUGUCUAUGCCAAGAAAGGAGAAAGACUCUUCAUCAAUGAGGAGAAAAUCCUGUGGAGUGGGUUCUCCAGGGAGAUGCCAUUUUCCAACUGCAGCCGAGACUGCCUGGCAGGGACCAGGAAAGGAAUCAUUGAGGGGGAGCCUACCUGCUGCUUUGAGUGUGUGGAGUGCCCCGACGGGGAGUACAGUGACGAAACAGAUGCAAGUGCCUGUGACAAGUGCCCCGAUGACUUCUGGUCCAAUGAAAACCACACUUCGUGCAUUGCCAAAGAGAUUGAGUUUCUGUCCUGGACAGAGCCCUUUGGGAUUGCACUCACCCUCUUUGCUGUGCUGGGCAUUUUCCUGACAGCUUUCGUGCUGGGGGUCUUCAUCAAGUUCCGUAACACGCCCAUCGUCAAGGCCACCAACCGAGAGCUCUCUUACCUCCUCCUCUUCUCCUUGCUGUGCUGCUUCUCCAGCUCCCUGUUCUUCAUUGGCGAGCCCCAGGACUGGACCUGCCGCCUGCGCCAGCCGGCCUUUGGCAUCAGCUUCGUGCUCUGCAUAUCAUGCAUCCUGGUGAAAACCAACCGUGUCCUCCUGGUGUUUGAGGCCAAGAUCCCCACAAGCUUCCACCGCAAGUGGUGGGGGCUCAACCUGCAGUUCCUGCUGGUCUUCCUCUGCACCUUCAUGCAGAUUGUCAUCUGUGUGAUCUGGCUCUACACGGCGCCUCCCUCCAGCUACCGCAACCAUGAGCUGGAGGACGAGAUCAUCUUCAUCACCUGCCACGAGGGCUCCCUGAUGGCCCUGGGCUUCCUGAUUGGCUACACCUGCCUGCUGGCUGCCAUCUGCUUCUUCUUUGCCUUCAAGUCCCGGAAGCUGCCGGAGAACUUCAACGAGGCCAAGUUCAUCACCUUCAGCAUGCUCAUCUUCUUCAUCGUCUGGAUCUCCUUCAUUCCAGCCUACGCCAGCACCUACGGCAAGUUUGUCUCUGCCGUGGAAGUGAUCGCCAUCCUGGCCGCCAGCUUUGGCCUGCUGGCCUGCAUCUUCUUCAACAAGGUCUACAUCAUCCUCUUCAAGCCGUCCCGCAACACCAUCGAGGAGGUGCGCUGCAGCACCGCGGCUCACGCUUUCAAGGUCGCGGCCCGGGCCACGCUGCGCCGCAGCAACGUCUCCCGCAAGCGGUCCGGCAGCCUGGGGGGCUCCACGGGCUCCACGCCCUCCUCCUCCAUCAGCAGCAAGAGCAACAGUGAAGACCCCUUCCCGCAGCCCGAGAGGCAGAAGCAGCAGCAGCCCCUGGCCCUGACCCAGCGGGAGCAGCAGCCGCCGCAGCCCUUGACCUUGCCGCCGCAGCCGCAGCCCCGGUGCAAGCAGAAGGUCAUCUUCGGCAGUGGCACCGUCACCUUCUCGCUGAGCUUUGACGAGCCGCAGAAGAGCGCCGCGGCCCCCCGGAAUUCCACGCUCCAGCACUCCCUGGAGGCCCAGCGGAGCCCCGAGCCCCCCGCCAGACCCCAGGCGUUACUGCCGCCGCAGGGCGGAGACACAGACGCGGAGCUGCCGGCCCAGGAGCCGGGCCUGCAGGCGCCCGGGGGUGCGGACCGCCGCCCGGAGAUGCGAGACCCCGAAGAGCUGACCCCAGCCCUGGUGGUGUCCAGCUCACAAAGCUUUGUCAUCAGCGGCGGAGGCAGCACGGUCACGGAAAACAUACUGCAUUCGUAAAAGGGAAGCAGGUGGCCAGUCCAGGGAGGAUGCGGAGCGGUUUCCUGGGGUCAUGUUCUCUGACAGGGAUGAGGAAUUGCCCCAGACUCCCUUCUUCUGAGGAAGGGGGGAAUUAGACACACCAAACACCUCACUCUUGGUUGCACUGUUUUAAAUAACAAUGAAUUGACUAAAGUUCCCUUUAAAAUUUAAAAGAGAAGGAAGAAGAAGAAGAAGAAGAAGAAGAAGAAGAAGAAGAAGAAGAAGAAGAAGAAGAAGAAGGAGAAGAAGAAGAGAAAAGAAAAAAGAAAAAGAAGAAAGAAAGAAGAAGAAGAAGAAGAAGAAGAAAAAGAAAGAAGGAAGGAAAGAAAGAAAGAAAGAAAGAAAGAAAGAAAGAAAGAAAGA
Molecule: messenger RNA, 4115 nt
Organism: Nyctereutes procyonoides (raccoon dog)
Lineage: Eukaryota; Metazoa; Chordata; Mammalia; Carnivora; Canidae
Gene: CASR
Product: calcium sensing receptor
Exons: 7
Coding region: 504-3731 (1075 amino acids)
Biological process (GO): G protein-coupled receptor signaling pathway; regulation of calcium ion transport; detection of calcium ion
Cellular component (GO): membrane
Molecular function (GO): G protein-coupled receptor activity; calcium ion binding
Source: RefSeq, a predicted model, not a curated record